Molecule: messenger RNA, 1182 nt
Organism: Anopheles coluzzii
Lineage: Eukaryota; Metazoa; Arthropoda; Insecta; Diptera; Culicidae
Exons: 3
Coding region: 104-1120 (338 amino acids)
Molecular function (GO): hydrolase activity, hydrolyzing N-glycosyl compounds
Source: RefSeq, a predicted model, not a curated record
GUCUGACAACGGUCAGACAGGCACGGUAGUGCUGCAAAAUUUUGUGCAAUCAUCUACAAUCAGCUCUUGUUAACGGCGGAAGGAACUUACGGCGUGUGAAAAAAUGGAUAUCUUUGAUUUUGUCAAGCUUCUUUCACUGCUAUGCGCAUUAGUGGCUAAUGUAAACAGUGCAGAUCGCACCAAGGUGGUGAUAAGCACGGAUGCAGGUGCAGAUGAUGCAUGGGCGUUGUAUUAUCUGCUGGAAGCUAAACAAGAAGUGGACGUACUCGCUAUUUGCUGCACGAAGGGCAACACCAAUGUUACAAAUGUGGCCACAAACGUGCUGCGAGUGCUCGAUGCCCUACAGCGUACGGAUAUUCCGGUAUACAUUGGUUCGAAUGAGCGGAUACUGCUUCCCGAGCCAUCGGUAAACCCGGACGAGAUGUACUUUGGCGCCGAUGGCUUUUCAGAUGUCGUCUUCGAACGGGAACCGACACGCGCUCCUUUACACGAGCGACAACACGCACUGCAAGAGCUAUACACGCUGAUAGACCAGCAUCCAAACGAAGUGAUAUUUGUUAACCUUGGUCCGCUGACGGAUCUUGCAUUGCUGUUGAAAGUUUACCCUGCUACACGCACGCUCUUGAAGGCCAUCUACCUGAUGGGGGGAAAUCGUCACGGCAUCGGUAACACGCAGAGUGCAGCUGAAUUUAACUUCUACAACGAUCCCGAAUCGGCUAGCAUCACGUUUAAUGCCUACCAAGGUCCGAUCGUUGUUAUACCAUGGGAAACGGCCUUGCGCCCUAACCUUGUUACCAGCUUCGAGUGGCGGAUGGACGUGCUGGGGAAUAGCAACAAAACAAUCGUCGACAUUUUGAACCAGGUCGAACGUGUAGCGCUAGAAAAGCUGCCGGAAAAGGAUCGCAUUUGGAUGCCUUGCGAUUUGCUGGUUUCGAUGCUGCUGGUACACCCUCACCUGCUCGUGGAAAGUAAACGGUACAGCGGAGACGUUGAGUUGAAUGGCCGGCUAACCCGCGGCCAAUUGGUGCUGGAUCACAUGAACGAAGGCAGUGGUAAUGUGACGAUCGUGGAUAACUUGGAUGAGGCGAAGGUGAAACAAUAUUUGUUGAAUUUACGUUAAAGUAUAGUUCGUUAGAAUUGAUAUCAAAUACAAAUUGAAACAGGCUUCGUUAUUCCCGUUCA